Messenger RNA from Micropterus salmoides (largemouth bass), 1812 nucleotides. RefSeq names its product ataxin 7 like 3b (gene atxn7l3b). Lineage: Eukaryota; Metazoa; Chordata; Actinopteri; Centrarchiformes; Centrarchidae. Gene Ontology annotation, cellular component: DUBm complex; SAGA complex. The record is from RefSeq and is a predicted model, not a curated record. The coding region runs from base 335 to 940 and encodes 201 amino acids. Gene Ontology annotation, biological process: positive regulation of DNA-templated transcription; regulation of transcription by RNA polymerase II. The transcript has 9 exons. Gene Ontology annotation, molecular function: transcription coactivator activity.
UUUCUGUUUGCUCAGCCCGGACUGACGCAUGUGACGUGUAGCUCCGAGCUGUGCACCUCGAGGCAUUUUGGGGAGGAUACCUCCACUGUUGUUAACGUUACCUCUUGGCAUGUUCAAAUCCUCUGCAGCCUAUUCAUAGCCCCGCUCUUUGUUUUCUUCGGCAAGGUUUUGGCUUAGCUGCCUUCGUUAGACGGUAGUGCUCGGGGCCAGCAAGGUUAUAAACGUGGGAAGUAACUCCCUGGCGGUGUUCAACGCGCAGUUCCCUGUUUUGGCCAAUGCUUGCUGCGCUACAGCAUGACCACAGCAGCGUCGGCUCAUCUGAUAGUUCUGGCAAAUGAAAAUGGAGGAGGUUUCAAUGUCCAGCCUGGACAACAGCAAGCUGGAGGGCCUAGCUCAGGACAUCCUGUCUGACCUGGUGGAGGAUGCAUGCCUGGGUCUUUGCUUUGAGGUCCACCGGGCCGUUAAGCAGGGCUAUUUUUUCCUGGAUGACACGGACCAAGAAAGUAUGAGGGACUUUGAAAUCGUGGACCAGCCGGGAUUGGACGUGUUUGGCCAGGUGUACAACCAGUGGAAAAACAAGGAGUGUGUAUGUCCCAACUGCAGCCGAAGCAUUGCUGCCUCACGCUUUGCCCCACAUCUGGAGAAGUGCCUGGGGAUGGGACGCAACAGCAGCCGCAUAGCCAACCGCAGAAUAGUCACGGGUAACAACACCAACAACAAGUCGGAGAGUGACCAAGAGGAUAACGAUGACGUCAAUGAUAAUGACUGGUCUUACGGGGCAGAAAAGAAAGCCAAGAAAAGGAAAUCGGAUAAGAAUCCAAACUCCCCCAGAAGAUCCAAAUCAUUCAAGCAUAAGAACAGCAUGAUGGGUCCUAGACGUCGCAUGGACAACCAGGAAAGCCCACGCAUGCUGAUGAAAGAUGAGGCGUUCCCUCAGUGACACACUAGGCCACCAACACACAUUCUCUUACCUUCGUGUGUGCACAAGUACACAGAAACGCGCGCACACACACACACGGGAAGACCAAUAACACUUCACCCUCAGUUCGUUGUGUUGUGAAAUCAAUGGACGUCGAUGUUAUACGUAGGUGACAUUCAUGGCGUUUGCUGCUCUGCGGAAGCGGUCCAGACCUCCCACUGUAUACUUGACAGAUUUUAUUUUUAUUUUUCACAAAUUAACCGUACCAACACUCAUGUUGUUCUUUUGUUUAGUUAAUUUUAAGUUUUGCUAGAGUCCAAAAUGAAUAUCACCAUAUACUCACUGCACAGAGGUAGAUUCUGGUGUAAUUCAUUCAGUGGCCAAGCAGGCAGCUGUGUGAAGAGUGAAAAUGUGCACAUACAGUAUGUUGUUUCUUUAAAAUACAGAAACGAUUAGCCAUUAGGUUUACUUGUAUUUCCUCACCUUCUUAAAAUCUCAUUCUUUGAAAAAAACAAAUAAUGUCAAAGACAAUCAUUACUAAUGGUUUGUCUGUUAUUUUCACAUUCAGUGUCAGGCUCAUAGUUCUCCAUCUGAAUUACAAUAUGUUGUGAAACAGUUUGUCAUUCACCUGUGGAAACUUGUUUUAAUAAUGUUCAGCAAGUGGUAUGGCAGGUAUUCGCUGCAGAAAGCAGGUUUUUGUUUAAUUUUUCGGUGGAUAGAUCGGCUUGUUUUCUAGCAUUCAAAAAUGUCUUUGUAUCAUGUGUUUACAUUGUAAAGGAUUACAUAUAUCCUUGGUGUGAAGUGAUAGUGUAAAUAUUCCAAUAGUUGAAUUGCUGCUAUCAUGGCUCAGUUUGUUUCAUCUGUCUAGCAUAAUAAAUGAUUUGUUACCUGUU